GUGAUGUCCUACAACCUCCUCGCGGACUCGCACGUGUGGAAGCACCGCGCGGAGCUGUACCGCGGCACGAGAGACGACCUCCUCGCGUGGGCGCCGCGGCUGCGAGGGAUCGCGCGCGAGGUGAAGCUCCUCAGACCGGACGUCCUCGGCGUGCAGGAGUGCGAGGAUUUCGACGGCGUCUCGAGAGCGCUCGCGAGCGACGGGUACGAGGGUCUGCACGCGCCGCGAUCGGGGGAGAAGCUCGACGGAAGCAGCGUGUUCUACGACUCUACUAAGUUCGAGUGCGUCGGGUUCGAGGCGAUCGACUUCUCGACGAGCGGGCUGAUGCACAACGCCGCGGCGAUCGCGCGGUUGCGGCCGAUUCGCGGCGACGGCCCGCCGAUCGUCGUCGGGUGCGUUCACCUCCUGUUCAACCCGCAGCGAGGGGAUAAGAAGCUCGGUCAACUGCGCGUGUUCAUCGAUCGCGUGGAAGCGAAUCGAGCGGCGAUGGCGGAGACGUCCGAUCGCACGCCGAGGGCGAUGCUUCUCGGGGACUUCAACGCGGAGCCGGGGAGCGAUUUGUAUCGGUUCGUCUCCAGAGGCGUCCUCGACGUGACGCGAGUCAAUCGAAGGGAAAUGUCCGGGGUUCUCGACGCGGGCGCGCGCGCGUACGAUGACGUCGGCAUGGACCGACACGACGCGCGUCAAGUCAGGGACAUGAUGACCGCGCUCGAGGGCAACCGAGGACGCGUCGCGCACUCGAUGCGCGGCAAACUGGUCAGCGCGUACGCGAGCGUGAACGGCGGGACGGAGCCUCGAGCGACGUCGUGCCACGGGAAGUUCACCGGGACGGUGGAUUACGUGUUCUUAGGCGACGGCGUGCACGCGCGGCGGGUGCUGAUGCCUCCGAGCGCGCCGACAAGAGGGAUCCCGAACGAGGAGUACCCGAGCGAUCACUUCAGCGUCGUCGCGGACGUCUUCUUCGACGAGUAG
Micromonas pusilla CCMP1545 is the source of this 972-nucleotide messenger RNA. RefSeq lists its product as uncharacterized. The record is from RefSeq and is a predicted model, not a curated record. Lineage: Eukaryota; Viridiplantae; Chlorophyta; Mamiellophyceae; Mamiellales; Mamiellaceae. The transcript has 2 exons. The annotation marks the transcript as partial. Gene Ontology annotation, molecular function: 3'-5'-RNA exonuclease activity.